GUUGUCUUCACACUGUCUGCAUCUCACCUACCAGAUCAGUGCCACAUACUCGACUUGCACCAUUCACCCAUUCUCAGCUGCAGUACAUGUAGUUCAGGAGGGAGAUAGAGCACCCCCUAAGGAAAUAAUGCCGUUUGAAAUUGUGGGUUUCGGAUUGCUUUUCUUGAUUUUGAUCGGGAUACUCCCAUACAACACCUGUACAGAAGACUUGAUAACUGAACCCGUGGAACCUGUCCUUCCCGAGUCUUUGUUGCUGAAGCCCAAAGUAUUGCUCAGUAUUCUUGCGCGCAAUGCGGAGCACAGUCUUCCCUACUUCUUGGGGUGCAUCGACAGGCUGGAAUAUCCUAAGGAUCGUAUCGCCAUCUGUGCUGCUGCAGACCACAGUGUGGACAACACCACAGCCAUGCUGCAGGAGUGGAUCAGAGGGGUGCAGAGCCAGUAUCACUCUGUGAAGUGGACACCCAUGGAAGGACCAAGCUCGCAUGUGGGUGAGUUAGGGCCGAAGCACUGGCCUAACUCUCGGUUCACCCACGUGAUGAAGCUAAAACAGGCUGCUCUUAGUUCAGCCAGGGCUCUCUGGGCUGAUUACAUACUGUUUGUGGACACUGACAACUUGCUGACCAACCGGCGGGUGCUGACUGAGAUGAUAGCAGAGAAUUUAACGGUGGUAGCGCCCAUGUUGGAGUCCCGCGUCCUCUACUCCAACUUCUGGUGUGGUGUGACCCCACAGGGUUACUACAAGCGCACCCCUGAGUACAUCCCCAUCAGGAACUGGAAACGCCAGGGCUGUUUCGCCGUUCCCAUGGUGCACUCUACCUUCAUGGUGGACCUGAGGCGGAGCGCCACCCGGGCGCUGGCCUUCCACCCUCCACACCACGAUUACACCUUCCCCCUGGAUGACAUCAUGGUCUUCGCCUUUUCCGCGCGGCGGGCAGAUGUGCAGAUGUACAUAUGUAAUAGAGAGCAUUAUGGGUAUUUGCCACUGCCUCUGAAGCAAGAGCAAAGUCUGGAGGAGGAGGUGGAGAGCUUUAGCCACACCAUGACCGAGGCUCUGAUCGAUUACCUCAUGAAGCCGUCCAAAUACAUGCACCAUACAGCUAAACCUCUGGAAAAGAUGGGAUUUGAUGAGAUCUUUCUGAUUAAUCUGAAACGUCGCAUUGACCGGCGGGAUCGAAUGCUGAGCACCCUUGCCGUUCUGGGCAUUGAUAUCACACUGACAGAGGCGGUGGAUGGCAAAGCCCUGAACUCGUCCCAGCUGCAAGCGAUGGGCAUAGACAUGUUGCCUGGGUACAAAGACCCGUAUUCGGGGCGUGUGCUGACGCGAGGGGAGAUCGGCUGCUUCCUCAGUCACUACAAUAUCUGGAAACAGGUGGUGGAACAGGGACUGCAGCGUGUGCUGGUGCUGGAGGAUGAUGUGAGGUUUGAGCCGCGUUUCCGCAGCAGACUGGUGACCAUCAUGGAGAACGUGGACCGAGUGGGACUGGACUGGGAUCUGAUCUAUGUGGGGCGUAAGCGCCUGCAGGUGAAGCAGCCGGAGCGCUGGGUGGAGGGGGUCAGUAACCUGGUACACCCUGACUAUUCCUACUGGACCCUGGGUUACGCCCUCUCCUUGCAGGGGGCCAAGAGGCUCCUGGGAGCCCGGGCCCUGGGCAAGAUGCUACCUGUGGAUGAGUACCUGCCUGUCAUGUUCAACAAGCACCCACGGGAGGAGUACAUGGCCCAGUUUGAGCAGAGGGACCUGCUGGCGUUCUCUGUGGAGCCGCUGCUCCUCUUCCCCACCCACUAUACUGGCGAGCCAGGCUACUUCAGCGACACAGAGACCUCCACCAUCUGGGACGAUGAGGCCACAACCACCGACUGGGACCGGCAGAACACUCAGCGAAGCAGCAAGCAGGACGGCCAGGGACGGCCUAUGCCCCCAGGCAUCGCCAAGGAAGGAGGAGGCGUGCCCUCACCCUCCUCUGCCAGUAAUCAAAGAGAUGAACUCUGAUGAGUUGAGGUCACAUAAACACACACGUUACUCCUAUGAUUAAUAAAUUAAAUCUUACAUUGCCAUAUUGGCUGGCAACAUUCUUAUCUCUUGCUUGCUACGGCUAACUUACAGUCACAUCAAACAGUGCAGCCAGAAUAACAACAGUAGCUGCAUUUGUUUAAGCUGUUUUCUAGUGAACUUUAUUUGGAUACAUGCUUAACAAUGAGCUAACGUGGCGCGAUUUCACCUGGCAUAUCAUUUUUUUAUUCAACCUUUAUUUAACUAGGCAAGCUAGUGAAGAACAAAUUCUUAUUUACAAUGAUGGCAUUGACAUUGUGCGUUCACAAUUACAUUUUACUCUCUCUUCGGGACACUGUUGAUCAGAGGAGCUAGCCAACAACACACCGAAUACAAUCACUUCAAACUGAAGCUGGAAAUACUGCAAACUAGCUGCAUCUCGUUUCCUUUUUUCAAUUGACAUUGCUUUGUAUAUAUCCACCAAAAAUUAUGUCAGCUGAUUCAUGAUUUCGACUGGUUUAGAAACGCUGCCUGCCUAUCUGUCUUGCCCCGACCCAUACACAUUCAUUACUAUGGAACAGCUGGAGAUCUCAUUUUAAUAUUGAAACAAUGUUGCAAAUGUCGGAAAGACAGACAGCAAGGUUUAUACAAACCUCCGCUGUUGAAAACUAAAUGUUAGUCUAAAAGAAAUGUGAUUUAAUGUCUAGAUGCUUUUUAUAGUGGAGAUCAGGUUUAUCACUUGCCUGGCUGGACUGAUGAGACAGUGGAUUGUGCAGUCAGAUGGAACAGAGUAAAUAGGCAUUUUAAUGUCAUAGAUUUAGCCGGUGGUAAUUUGUGGAUUAGACACCGACUGGAAUGCGGUUUUAACCCAUCAGCAUUCUGGAUUAGACCCAUCCGUUAUAUAAUCAGGAUUAUAAACUGGGUGGUUCGAGCCCUGAAUGCUAAUUGGCUGACAGCCGUGGU
Molecule: messenger RNA, 2953 nt
Organism: Oncorhynchus mykiss (rainbow trout)
Lineage: Eukaryota; Metazoa; Chordata; Actinopteri; Salmoniformes; Salmonidae
Gene: colgalt2a
Product: collagen beta(1-O)galactosyltransferase 2a
Molecular function (GO): procollagen galactosyltransferase activity
Source: RefSeq, a predicted model, not a curated record